This is a messenger RNA of Debaryomyces fabryi, 3504 nucleotides long. RefSeq names its product Bud2p (gene BUD2). The coding region runs from base 1 to 3504 and encodes 1167 amino acids. Lineage: Eukaryota; Fungi; Ascomycota; Pichiomycetes; Serinales; Debaryomycetaceae. Gene Ontology annotation, biological process: regulation of GTPase activity. The transcript has a single exon. The record is from RefSeq and is a predicted model, not a curated record.
AUGAAGUAUCAAACACCAUUUCAUGAGGUUAUAUCCAAAAUCAAAGGAGUAUUUGAAGGGAGGAAUUUCUUGGUAUCCAACGAUUCAAUCAGUUGGCACUAUGUUCACACAUUACGAAUAACAAAUGAAGGCCAAAUGACGUCAACAGACGAGGAAGGGGAGCAGUAUAUUUUAUUAAAGUCCUUGCAAUCGUGUUACGUCCAGAUAAUACCACACUUAAAUAAUAAGCAACAACAACAGCCGCCAGCCAGAAGAAUUCUUACCAGAAAGGCUAGCUCAUUGUCUAAUAACUCAGACCAUUCCGUCAACGAGGAACCACCGGUGGUUUACAUCAAAACAUAUGAUAAUGAAAAAUUGUAUAUUAAAAUUCCGAUCAAAACUAAUUUUGUUAACUUAAUGCCAUGUUUACUAGUCUGGCAGGCAUUGAAACCUCAGACCUUAGCCAAAAAAUGGUACUGUGAAAAUAAAGUAACCUCUACGAAUGGAUCGGUUGUUCACGAAGUAUUGGUUUGCAGGUUCAAGAUCUUCGGUCCAAUUCCAUCUAAAUCGAAGAAUAUAAAGGUAGUACCUGGGACUAAGGCACCAGUAUAUCAACCGAAAGGAGAUUCUACGUUUGACUCCCAGAUUGACGGAAUGAAUGGUAACAGCAAUUUAAAUUACUCACAGGGAGAUAACGUUAACGAAGGAUGGUUUUAUACUAUGGGUGUAUUGAAAUCAAAUGGUAUAUUAAACUUUAUUACAGAAUUGGAUGGUACUUUACUAUAUUCUAUAGAUAUGAAGCAAAUUUUGUCUUCCGAGAUUAGGCAAGUUCACCAUUCAAUUUUCGAUAACUCGAACGUAUUAUUCAUUGGGAAUAUUAAAGAAUUAAGAUCAAACAAUUGCAUCAAGGCUAUUAGUUAUCCUAAUGAUACCAAUUCCUUUUUAUUUAAGGAUGGUAAAACCGUUACAAGCUACCAACGUAUAUUAAUAGAAUUUCCGUUACAUAUAGAUUUGGAAGAUUGGUUUGUGGGAUUAAAUUACUUUUCUAUGAGGGAAUAUAUCGGAUCUUAUAGUCCAAGACUGUCUCCAUUGAACCAACGAUCAAACCAAGAGAAUUCUAAUAUUGAUACUUCCACAACAACACAAGAUCCGGUGCCAUUAUCUGAUUACAGCAAGGAAAACUUACGGGUAUCUAAAAAGGUAUUUAUUGACAUAAUAGAGGCUAAGCUUGAUGAGUUCCCUAGAACUUCAAACCCGGGAAAGAUAUAUGCAGAAGUCAUAAUGUGGGGGUUGCCGUGGUCAAGAACAGCAUUAGUAUCGUAUUCAGAAAAUCCAUUUUGGAAAGAGGAAUUUGUUACUGAUUUACCGAUACUGACGCAAAUGAUUCAUAUUUUAAUCAAAAAAUUGUCUUCGAAUGAAUCUACUUACCUGCCUAAUGACAAAUUAAUAGGUACAGUCUAUCUUACGCCGGAUAUUUUAACUAAGCAAAUGAAUACUAGUUCUACCAUGAUGAUGGGUUCUGCUUUGGGAAACUCGAUAAACGUUAAUGGCCUUCAACUGACCGAUAGUAGUACCACAAACAAUGAUAUUGUUAGACUAGCCAUUUAUGAUUCAUCUAAUUUACCGAUAGGGAAAUUACUAUUAAACGUAAAGUUAAAGGAACAUCAUAUUUUACCGCCCAAGGUUUAUAAGCCGCUAGAGAACAUGUUACUUAAUGCUCCUAUGAAGGAUUUAAUCAAGUUUUGUAAUGAAAAUGUUCAAACAUCAGAAUUUGAAAAUGUUAGUUUGAUUAUGCUAGACAUAUUUCAAAGUUUAGGUAUUGAGGAUAGGUGGUUUAAGUCUUUAAUGGAAGUUGAAUUGGUGAGUGUAGACAAAAUGACGAGAAAGAAUUACACGUCUAAUAGAAGAAGUAGAGACCAUGGAGCUCAAACAAAUAAUAAUUCUAGCUCUAGUAAUAAUGUCUUUAAUACCUUAUUCAGAGGCUUAUCUAUCUUCUCGAAAUCCUUAGAAAUGUAUAAUUUGAGAAUUGGGCAAGAAUAUUUAGAAAAAGUUUUCGGCGAGUUUAUGAGCAAGAUAUCAUACGAGAAGAAAGAUUGUGAAACAGAUCCAAGAUAUAUAAGGUUACAAUUGAAGGCUGAGCGUAGAGGUAAGACAAUUGAUGAUGCCGAUUUGGAAAGCGAUGAUGAUUCUGAUGAGUAUGACUCUGAUGUUGAGAAAGAAGAUGAAGAAUUGAUUAAAGAAAAAGUUAACACAAACUUCAGAAAUUUAUACAAUUAUGCGGAAGAAGUUUGGAACAAAAUCUAUAUAACAAGUAAUGAUCUUCCACAGCAAAUAAAAUAUCAAUUAAAGAAUUUCAGAACCAAAGUUGAGUUGAGCUGUGAUCCCGAUGAUAAGGUCACUGCGUUGAAUUGUUUGAGUUCCUUUAUUUUCUUGAGAUUUUUUUGCCCAGCAAUUUUAAAUCCUAAAUUGUUCUACCUUACGAAAGAUCAUCAAACUGGGAAAAGUCAAAGGACCUUAACAUUGAUUGCAAAGAUUUUAUUGAAUUUAGCAAAUAGGCAAGAGUUUUCGGCUCAUAAAGAACCGCAUUUAGUUAAAAUGAAUUCGUUUUUGGAAAACCAUAAAAGUGACUUACUUGAAUACUUUGACAAAAUAACUGGGAGAAAGAAUGAUUUCAAUGAAAAGAUCUUAGAUUUAUCGCAUGAAGUUAAAAGAUUUGACUUGGGGAUAUCUGGCGAUAAGUCCUCGCUGGAGUUGCCAACAACUCCCUAUUUGAUUGAUAAGUACUUAAGAUUGACAGAAUUAAUAUACUUGCUAGAUUUCACUAAGGUGAAAUCCUUCAGCUACUUAAAUACCCCAAGUUCCCAAAAUGGCCUUGUCAACUCGGGAUCUUCAGUCAGUAUUCAAAGUUCUAUAUCGUGCAAUGGCCAAAGUGGAAAUAACAACAAUAAUAACAAUGGUUCUUUUGACGAAAUUCAUCUCAACAACGAAAGAAAUGUUUAUCAGAUUGGUUCUUUGGAAUUCGAAAAGUCUGAGUUUUUAGAUUUGGCCGGUGAUAAUGACACCGAGGGUUUCAUAAAAUCCUUGUGCCGUAGUAACGAAAACAUAUUUUCAUUUAUCACGUCAGACAUUACCUUAAAGGAUUUACAAAAAGAAUGUGCAAACCUUACCAGCAUCAUAACCGAUUUAGAAGCUUAUUUGGAGAAAUACGAAUACCCAAGUAACUACCUUUCUAAAACUUCUUUAUGGGACGCCUUUACUAAUGAUAUACUUUCAAAAGCCUACUUGGAUACCAACAGAAAUUGUAUUAUUCACCUCGAUAGGAUGGACACCCUGGUUCCAAGUAACCUAAAAAAAUUAACUGAAAAUGCUUUCACUGUUUUAAAGCUUAAAUUUCCUGAAACGAGGUUCCAAAAUGAAUCUUCCUAUGGAGCUGGUAUGACUCAAUCUCUCAGUACAAACUCAUUAGGUAGCAUUAUGAAAUCUUCCUCAAAGAAUCCAUUCAAGAAAUGGUUAAGAAAGACCUAA